Molecule: messenger RNA, 1043 nt
Organism: Ectocarpus sp. CCAP 1310/34
Lineage: Eukaryota; Phaeophyceae; Ectocarpales; Ectocarpaceae
Source: the annotation of a GenBank genome assembly
AUGCGAAUGCACGUAAGGGCAGUAGCUAGGUAUUGCGCAUCUCCGAAGCUGGUACACUGGAAUGCAGCGAUGGAUAUUUUAGGCUAUGCGAGGAGGACGAGUCACUUUGGUAUUUCGUUUCAGAGAGGUACGGUAGAGGGAUUCAGCUUGCAGGGAUACGCUGAUGCGGACUUUGCAAGCAAGGCAGCAGACCGUAGGUCGGUAUCAGGGGGGAUCGUGACGUGUGGAGGAGGCGCUGUGUCUUGGUUUUCCAGAACGCAAAAGUGCGUCACGCUUUCGACGACAGAAGCAGAGUACGUCGCGCUAGGCGACGUAGUAAAGGAGAUUUUGUUUUUGAGGCAGAUUUGGCGUUUCAUGUUGCCGCAGGUCGGCAUGCCGUGCAUCCCCGUCUUCGAGGACAACCAGGGGGCGAUUCAACUAGCGCAGAACCCCAUCUCAAACUCGAACUCGAAGCACAUAGAUGUAGGGCACCAUUUUCUCAGAGAACUGGCAGAGAGGAAGGAAAUGUCGGUCAUUCACGUGCCGUCGCCGUACCAGCGUGCAGACUUCCUUACGAAGAGUUUGUCGAAGGAUGCUUUCGAUUCUCACCGUGAUUUUGUGAUGAAUUUGGCAUGAACAUUUUGUUGUUUUUCUGAUAGGUUGUGUUUUGGUUUUGUUUUGUUUCUCGUUUUGUUUCCCGUUUUCUUUCAUUUCCCGCGCCAAGUAUUUGUUACGCGCGAUGCAGCAUUCAUAUUCCUUUGAAUUGUUUUUCUCUCUCUUAUGUUAUUCUGGUAAAGUCUUGGUGGCAUAUCGUCUGGGAAAGACACGUCUUUUGGUUGAGAUAUCGGGUGUUAGCGAAGUUUUCAGUGAGAGACUGUUGCGAGCAGGGGGGAUGUUAGAUAUACUCGCAGCAGUAUCUGGUCGUGAGAAUCCCAGGGGAUACGUGUUGGGAAUUUCGUGUGUAGUAGGGUACCACCGGUGCAGUCACGGGGAUCCUUUUGGCGUGGUUGGUGCGAUGGAGCUUGCGUGCGUGCUGCGCACUUCUUCCCUCUCUCUCCACCACC